AUGGCGCCCCUGCCAAUCAAAAAAGCGUAUAUUGACACUCAGUAUGGGCAAUUGCACUAUCGCUACGUGAAACCGCCUGCAUCCAAAGAUGUCCUCAUCUUCCUGCAUCAAUCUGCAACUUCGAGUGCCUCUAUGACGCGACUUAUAGACCAGUACUCAACCUUAGGGUACGAGUGUUAUGCGCCUGAUAUGCCCGGGUUCGGUGGCAGCUUCGACCCACCAGAAGAGGCAAUCAAGGAGAUCAGCAAUCGGGGCACACGGUGGUACGUUGAUUUGUACCUGUGGGUGUUUGAGAAGCUGGGCCUCAAGAAGUUUCAUAUCAUUGGUCAUCAUACCGGCGCCUCACUCGCCACUGAAAUGGCCGCCAUCAAGCCGGAGGUCGUCAAGUCAAUGUGUCUCAUUGGCACGUCGGUCAUGACAGCUGCGGAACGAGCCGAGAUGAAAGCGCGAUACUUUGCCCCAUUCAACAAGCCCGUCGCAGACGGCUCCCAUCUGCAGAAAACGUGGGACUACGUGGCCAAGCUCGGCGCCGACGGAGACCUGGAGGUGCACCAUCAGGCCGCUUUGGAUCAUAUACGAGCGUGGAAGGGACGGAACCAGAUGUAUGGGGCCAUCUGGGACCAGGACAAAGAGAAGUGCUUCCAAGCGAUCAAGUGCCCGGUCAUUGCUCUCUGCGCCAAAGAUGACGUGGUGUGGCCCUAUUUCCAGCAAAUCAGACGAAUCAGGGAUGAUAUUCCCAUGAUUGAAAUAAAGGGGGCUGCAUAUUCGCCAGAAUUGGACGUACACGGAAUCGUGGAAAACUUGACACCAUUCCUUGAGAAGUUAUGUUAG
Molecule: messenger RNA, 831 nt
Organism: Neoarthrinium moseri
Lineage: Eukaryota; Fungi; Ascomycota; Sordariomycetes; Amphisphaeriales; Apiosporaceae
Exons: 1
Coding region: 1-831 (276 amino acids)
Source: RefSeq, a predicted model, not a curated record